AUGAACCUCGAUCGGGAAGCAAAUAAUGGAAAGCGUAAGCGUGGGGAGAGGAGACGGGCCUCCCUGGCUUGCGAGACAUGCAGAAAGCAGAAGGAGAAGUGUGAGGGGGGUCCACCCUGUUGGAGAUGCCAACGACUAGGCCGAUCAUGCCAGUUUCAAGGCCAGCCGACUCCCAGAACGACAUCCCCAUGCUCCUCCGCCCCUGUCGCGUCCGUUCCGAAAGAUGAUAAUCGACGAAUAGAAAGCCUGGAGUAUAUUGCUCGCCAUUUUCUUGGCGAUGUGCCUUUGGACGAGGAGAAUGCCUGCCGUAUUGCGGACAAAUUACGAAGUUCAACGAACACCACCUUGCCAGAAAUUGCCCUGGAUAUCAAUGAGUCGUUCGACGUUCAAUUCGUGUCAAACAAUGUGGCACAUUACGCGGGGGAAUUUUCUCACUGGACGUUCUCCCAGAAAUUACGUCGCAGAAUGAGCUGCGAAAUAGGUCAGUUUGAUUCCAGGGUUUGUAUCUCUCCCCGUAAAAUCUCAAGCGUGUCUGACGAUUUACAGCAGGUCAGAGAAUACUGGCGGCCAACCCAGCUUCAAUCCUCGCCCGAUAUUAUACUGGAGACAAUGACACACUUACCACCGAGACCUAUUGCCGACUUCCUCAUUACCAUGUUCUUCAAGUACGUUGAGAUCAACUCCUUUUACAUGGAGCGCAAAUGGAUCGAGGAGAAGGUAGCCCUCUGUUACAGCUCAACUACCACAUAUACGGCCAUUGAUUUUCCAUGGGUAUGCUCUGUUUUUGCGGCUUUGGCCAUUGGAACUCAAGUAGCCCAUAUGGAGGACGAAAAACCGAAGCAUGAUGUAGAUGUCACCGAAGAACUCAACUUAUGCUCUGAGGACUCUGUCGGGCUAACCUUCUACCAUGCAGCAUGCAAGCUUAUUCCAGAUGUUCUUUUGGUUGCUUCUCAGGAAAGUGUGCAGGUCUUUUUGCUUCUCGCCACAUAUUCACUCCCUGUUUCCACGGGUGGCCUUGCAUACACAUAUUACGGCCUUGCAAUGAAGAUGGCGAUUCAAAAUGGGAUGCAUCGCAAAUAUCAAGGCGGCAACUGUAACCCUAGAACUAUCGAAGUCAGAAAUCGCCUAUUUUGGACAGUUUACACCGUUGAAAAAUAUAUUAGCGUCUUGCAUGGGCGCCCUAUGUCAAUCGCGCGAUCGGAAAUAAAUGCCGAUAUGCCAAAGGAUUGUUCUACCUUUGAGUCACCACGAUUUGCCAAUCUAGUUGCGUUUCAUAAAUUGAUUUCAUACUUGGGAGAGAUCUCUGAAACACUUGCACAAUUUAAAAGAUGUCCGAAAAGGCUUCUCUCUGAUUAUUUAGAGCGGCUCUUGCAGCUGAGGGCGAGCAUCAAGCAGUGGUGGGACUCACUCCCAGCGACUGAAGAAUGUCGAGACUUAUGCUCGCAAGGCCCAAAUUUCCGACCAAACUCGCAUCUCAGAUUGUGCUAUUUGCUCAUAUAUGUCUACAUGGGCCGUGCAUUCAUAUUUGUUGGUGACAGAAAAGAAUCUAGCGAGGCUAUAAUUGGUGCAGACCAUGAUUCAGGGCGGGCACGUCGGUCAGUCUUGGUGGACGACUGCGUAUCAAGUGCUUUGGACAUUCUCAACACUCUACAAUCCUUAUCCGACCAUGUGGGUCUUUGCCGCGCUUCUUACAAUGAAUUUGGUGCUUGUCGUGCUGCUAUUCUGGUCAUCCUGGCAGAAAGCCUUAGCUCAGGGAAGUCCCAAAGACUCCAAGAUGGCUUGCACCGGGGAAUGGGUCUCAUACGUCAGAUGGUUGGGGGAAGCUCUUCCAAAUCCGAGAUAUCAUAUCUUGAGUCUAUCGAAGCGGCUGUCAGCCAGCUUCUAGCCGUCACUGAAGAAGACUCCCUUUCCCACCCACGAAGCCCACAAAGCGAUCAAAGUUCUAUCUCUGCCUAUUCAAAAUUCAAAGACUGGACGCAGUCGCUAAAGAAGGACAAAUCAGCAUGUGGAAAUGUGGAGCUGUCUUCUUUUAGUCCGUUGUCACAUCUUAUUCCAGGCACAGAAUCUUUCGCAAAUCCAGAGCUGAACGAUAUGACGGCUUUCUUUGACCCUGACUGGUCAAAUGGUGAUUUUGAGUUUGAUACGGUAUAA
Molecule: messenger RNA, 2151 nt
Organism: Penicillium robsamsonii
Lineage: Eukaryota; Fungi; Ascomycota; Eurotiomycetes; Eurotiales; Aspergillaceae
Product: transcriptional regulator family TF
Exons: 4
Coding region: 1-2151 (716 amino acids)
Biological process (GO): regulation of DNA-templated transcription; DNA-templated transcription
Molecular function (GO): DNA-binding transcription factor activity, RNA polymerase II-specific; zinc ion binding; DNA binding
Source: RefSeq, a predicted model, not a curated record